Aspergillus melleus is the source of this 405-nucleotide messenger RNA. RefSeq lists its product as uncharacterized. NCBI's taxonomy places the organism in Eukaryota, Fungi, Ascomycota, Eurotiomycetes, Eurotiales, Aspergillaceae. The record is from RefSeq and is a predicted model, not a curated record. The coding region runs from base 1 to 405 and encodes 134 amino acids. The transcript has a single exon.
AUGGCGAUACUGUCGGGUUUCGCCGUGUUGGCUGAGCAUGGAGUCGCAAAUCCUACGCUGGUUUACUCCAUUCUGGGGAUUAUAGGUGCUAUCACUGGCCUGAUUUUGGCGACGCUCGUCUGGCCCACGGCCUUCUCACCUGUAUCGAGGGUGGUUUCUUGGUUUCUCAAUGUCUGUAUCUAUUCCCUGUUUGGAAUCGGAGAUACUGACUGUUGGAAAGGCGUACUUGCAAUUCAGAUAUCCCAUCAAACACGCAGAAACCGGUCGUCCCAUCCCUGGACCGGCGUACGUCUGGCCCGACGGGCAGGGAGACGCGGGCAAAUACAUCUUCGGCAGAGACAACAGCGCGCAAUGGCAGUCGCAAUAUGGCAACGUCUACCGAUUAUGGGCUGGGAUGACUCCUGA